This is a messenger RNA of Prorocentrum cordatum, 774 nucleotides long. The record is from the annotation of a GenBank genome assembly. Lineage: Eukaryota; Dinophyceae; Prorocentrales; Prorocentraceae.
AGGACAAACUCAAGAUGCCCCUCGGCAUCGUUCUGCAGCCCCUGGCGCCGCUGCCGCUUGAGGCGAUGGAAGAGGGCACCGAGCCCCUCGGGGUCCCCACGGUGAACUUCGGGGCGGUGGGGACCAUCGUCAGGUGCAAGAGCUGCCGGACGUACGUGAACCCCUUCGUGCAUUGGGAGGCCAACGGUCGGCGGUGGACGUGCAACCUGUGCGGCUUCUCGCAGCUGACCCCGGACCAGUACUUCGCCAGCCUCGACGAGACGGGCAAGAGGACUGACCGCUACCAGAGGCCGGAGCUGUCCAGGGGGGCAAUCGAGUACAUCGCCCCGGGGGAGUACAUGGUCAGGCCGCCGCAGCCUCCCGUCUUCAUGUUUGUCAUCGACGUGUCGUACACGGCCGUGGUCACCGGCAUGCUCGACACCGUGGUGGCGAGCAUCAAGGAGGCGAUCCUGUCUGGCAACCUGCCUGGAGGGAGCCGGACACAGAUAGGCAUCAUCACUUUCGACACCUCCCUCCACUUCUACAACCUGAACGCGAACCUGAGCCAGCCGCAGAUGUUGGUAGUCUCGGACCUGGAGGACAUCUUCGUGCCCCUCCCCGACGACGUCCUCGUUCCCAUCCAGGACGGCGCGAGCUGCCGGGGAGACACGCACGCUCCCUGCGCCGCCUGGACGGGCCAAGAGGCCCGGCGCGCGCGUGCACGGCCCGAUGCACGCACUCGUCGGGGCUGACGAGACGGGGGUCGAUGCCAGCGGGGGCCAGCCAGAGCGCCAG